GGAAAUUUCAUGAGAAAAGUGAGGCUAUUUGAGCAAGAGGAAAAUAAGGAUUAGUACGUAUUUAUAUGAGCAAACUCCGCCGCUCCACGCCAGUUAUCUUCUCACCGGAACAGCAUCCUUCUUGAUCCAGCUGCUGUAAUUCAUGACCCAUAACCCUCCGAGGAGGUGGGCGUUUGGAAGCGCGGCGUCUGCAGCAUAAUUGAAACAUGGCGGACUCAGAGGAAUUUAGACUUAAACGUUUAAAGCACGAGGAGCACAUGUCCAGAGUAUUCGAUGAAGUGAUGGGGCUGGGGGACUUUGCUGACUCCUCCAGGGGCUCCGUUGCCUCCUCAAAGAGCGGUGGUCAGAAUGACGCAAAGGGAUUAGAUGAAACUUCAGCACAAGGUGAAAACCAACCAGUAGAAGAAGAUAGCAACUGCAGCAGAAGAGAAGAAAAGGUGGAUGAGGGUGUGGGAGAGUCAAGCGUCGCUCCCCUUUCUUCUUCAUCCUCUAAGCAACACUCUGGGUUUAAUUUGGGAGCCAGUCAAGGAGGUGGUGGAGGAAGUGGAGGGGCAGCGUUUGAUGAUGCACUAGAUGGUCUUCCUUCAUAUGGACAGGAAGAGGAUGAUGAAGACUGGCACUUUGCCCUGCCAAUGGGCUCUCUGGAGGAUGUUGAUGUUGGUAAGGCCCAUGCUAAAAUAAGCCAACUUGGACAGGAGAACAAUGCAUCCCGAGGUGAUCCCUUUGCUCGCAAGCCUGGAGAAGAGGAGGAGGAAGAGCAAGACAAGGAAGGGAGUGGCGGGUCUGCCAAUACCUCCCAUUCCUCACAGGAUAAUACACCUGAUGACAGCAGAGACGAUGGUGUCCUGAACCAGACAGAAGAGACUGAAGACAGUCAACAAGGAGAAGCAUCAGAGACUGCUCCAAUUGAGGACAGUAGUCCCCCAACGCCUCCUGCUGUCAAUAUCAAAGACGAGCCCAUUGAUGAAGGCUAUGAUGCCGCUUUGCUUCCUCAGAGCUCCAUCAGGCAGAUCAAAGAGGAGCUGGAGCAACAGGAGGAAGAGCUAAGGAUCAGCUCUGUUUACUCUGUAGGAGGAGGGAACACCUUCACGUCUCCUUCCCUGCCCCCAGCUAUUCCAGCGCCAACUCCGACUGCCAUUUUUUUCCCUGGCAGAGGGACUGUCCUGCAGGCCAUGGCUUCUCUUCCUCUCAGACCCCCAGCUCCACUCCCACCUUCAAUCCCUGUUCUGUCAACAAUACCACAACGUCCACCACAACCCCCAGUUCCUGGUAGUGUUCGCUGCAGUGGUUGCUCUAAGGUUCUACUGAAAGGCCAAACAGCUUUCCAAAGAAAAGGGUCAACGCAGCUUUUCUGCUCCACAGUCUGUCUGACAGGCCACCUUCCUCCAGCCACCAAGAACCGAGCCUGUUUCCAGUGCAACAGGGAAAUCAUGCAGCCCCGAGAUAUGGUCACAAUCCCUGCAGAUGACAACACCAUCAUGCACUUUUGUGGACAGUUCUGUCUGUCCGUCUUCAGACACAAGAGGAAAGUUGAAAAGGUUCCUGAUAAAAGACUGGAAAGGAAGCCAGAGAAACCACCGGAGAAACCGGUGGAGCGUCAGCCUGAUAAGCCCGUUUGUAGUGUCUGCAAAGUCACAAACAAGCAGAUUGAGCAUGAGGUCAACCACCAGGGCCGCUUGCAUAAACUCUGUAGUGAUGCUUGUUUUGUAACCUGGCGCAAGCUACGUCAGCUAGCUAUGAACUGCUGUGAAGGCUGCGGACUUUACUGUAAUAGCAACUCAGGUUCCUGUCAGACACUCUCAGUUGACAGAUCUCAGCUCAACUUUUGUAGUCCUACCUGUGUUGCCACCUACAAACAGACCUGCAGAAAAACGACUGAAUGUGCCAACUGUCGCAAGAUAUCAUUAGUAUCUUCCACUAUCAUGGAACGAGACCAGAGGGGGAAAGUUCAGCUUUACUGUUCAUCUACUUGUGUGGAACUGAGUCGGCCACCUCAGCAUAAUCUCACUGGUACACCAUUCCCCUGUUCCCUGUGCAAAGUUACAGCUGUUCCUCAGUAUCAUCUGGCUAUGGUUGACGGCACCAUACGAAACUUCUGCUCCUACGCUUGUGUCACUACUUACAGGAAGUCUGAUCACCCCUCUCAGCCAGAGCUGACCAAUGGAAACUCCUCUCUCAGGGACCCCUCCAGCAGAGAUGCUCCAAAGCCGGGGCCCUCUGCUGGAGCCAGCUCAGUCCCUCCCAUUCCUCAGGAUUACCCAUCUUCAGUGCCGUACCAAGGGCAUCAUCCCAGUCAUACCUCAGUGCCCCCACUAGUGCCUCCCCACUCAGCCAUGUCCUCCCCUGCUGUGCCAGGACAAGCCCAAGCUACAUCAACCCCAGAUCAGCCCCUGAAACCAGCAGAUGCUGGGCCCAGUGACACUCCCAAGCUGAUCUGCCAUCAGUGCUGCAAACAGUUCAGCACUAAGCCGCUGCUAUUCAGUCACCAGGGCCGCAUUUCUAUGUUCUGCACUAAGAUGUGUUCUGAACAGUAUAAAAAGCAGAAAAACAUUCUUGCAUUAUGUGAAUACUGUAAGCAAGAGAAGCUACAUUAUGAAACUAUCAACUACAACCAACAGGACCUGCUCUUCUGUAGUGAAAACUGUAAGACGCUUUUCAUACACGACAUGACUUCACGUAACAAAGACCACUGCUGGCUUCCCUGCACCUACUGCUCUGGCUUAGCUUCGAAGAUGCUGUGUAGCCACUAUGGAGGCAAAAUUGAGGAGUUCUGUAAACCUCACUGCAUGUCCCAGUACACAGUGCUCUACUACGGGAUGAGUCGGUGUGACAGCUGUAGGAAACAGGGCUACAUGAAUGAGAAGUUGCAGUGUUUGGGUUCAGUUCGUAACUUCUGUAAUAUACCCUGCCUGCUGCAAUAUUGCUCCCUUCAUUUUGAGAUGAGCCAAAACACCAGCAAUGGUACUGGCACUGCUCCACAAGCACCAUGUGCUCCAACACAACCCCACCACUCCUCAAAGAUGAAUCCUGUCAUAGCUGACGUCGUCUCGCUCGCUAACGGUUCGGCCACUCAGCCCAGUGUUUCAGCGGACUCUACUCUAACUGGAGCGCUCCCGACUUCCAAUGUAGACGGCAAGAACCUCGACCAUGCCAGUACUCAGACCGAUGCCAUGCGGGUACCUGGACCCCGUCGCCGUCAGAUGAAGAACAAGUCAGUUCUGUGUCGACCCUUCACAAUGGACCAAGAAAGCUGGUGCCAGCUGCCCACACCUUCCACUGAAUCUGGAGCAGGAGAAGAGAAGGUUAAAGUGUUGAUGGUUCCAGUCCCAGUACCAGUUUUCAUUCCAGUGCCUAUGAACAUGUACUCCCAGCACACGCCUGUCCCAGUGGUGGUACCUAUGCCUGUUCCGGUACCUGUUGUAGUUCCACCACAGGAAAAAGUCAUGAAAGAUGCUGCUGCUCAGUCAGAGACAUUUGCUACAGAAGAAGAAAAACAGAGACAUGACUCUGUUUCCACUACAGACCAGAGCAGCUCUUCAUAUACUCGGGAGAUGAAGUCUGAGAUGGUCGCUUUCACAAUCCGUGAGGAUGACAAAGCUCACAAAGCAGUCCAGACUGAACUGCUGCUUACUGUAUGUUCAGAAAGCACCACAGAGUCAGCUGAUCCUCAGCUUGAUAACCAGCCAGAAACAAGUAAAACAGUGAGCGACUUUCCUGCCACCAGCUCAAAAGAUCAGCCUCCCUCCUCACCGAUGAUGGACCUGGAAACUGACUUUCCAUCUGAAUCAUUGUAUCAGAAGACGUCUGUUCCACAACGAGGAGUGAAAAGACCCAGAGAGGGUUCCACCAGCAGGAAACGGGGUCGCAGGCGAAUCGCUUUAAUAGAACGGACUCCGGUAGUGCCUCCAGCCACCUCCACAUUGAACCACAUGUAUGGCGUCAAAGCCUGGAGGAGCUGGGUCCAACAGCGCAACAAGCAACCACAACAGUUGAGUCAAGUGGAUAUUAAAGAAGACAUCCUGCAGUGCAAUUCGGCAGAGCUGAGCUUUGCUCUGUCUCACUUCAUCAGAGAAGUACGACGCCCGAACGGAGAGACUUACAGCCCAGACAGCAUCUUCUACCUCUGUCUCGGGAUACAGCAGUAUCUUUUCAUGAUGGGCCGGAUAGAGAACAUCUUCACUGACGAGCUGCACAGCCAGUUUGCCAGAGAAAUCAGUGGGAUGCUUCGUCUCUGGAAACCUAAGCUUCUAGCAAGUGGUUGCGUUGCUCUCUCCCGAGUUGAGGAGUCCUACCUGUGGGAGUGCAAGCAGCUGGGUGCGUAUUCUCCCAUCGUGUUGCUCAACACGCUGCUCUUCUUCUGCACCAAAAACUUCCACUUAAAUACCUUGGCACAACACCAGCACCUGUCUUUCUCCAACUUCACUCGGCACUCCAAACCCUGCAGUCGAGCAGGAAAAGUCUGUUACCUUCAUUACCAGAGAAGCACCACCACCACAUCCGGCUGUGAACAGACAGAGCGAUUCAGAACACAGCAGGUUGAGAAUGAGGGAGCCCUAGAGAUGUUAGAAAACGUAACCAACCCUCUGCACUGUCCGGUCAGACUCUAUGAGUUCUACCUCUCUAGAUGCCCAGAAUCUGUGAAAAACCGAACCGAUUUGUUUUACCUCCAACCUGAACAGAAUGUCGAUACACACAGUUCCCUCUGGUACACUUCUCAACCACUGGACGCUACUACCCUACAGAGCAUGCUCACACGCAUCUUGGCUGUCAAAGAGCUUCAGCAGGAACAAGAAGUGCUCAAGAAGUGCUCAGUCUCUACUGAGGGUGAUGCUAAAUAAUGCUGAUCGUACAGGAAGCUCCCCUAAAGCCAAACAUUUCAUACAUUCGUCAUGUCAGAUUGAUAUGAAAAGGGGAGAUGGAUGAAAGAUAGACCAGUGACAGAGCGGCAACUAUUACUCCAGCAUCCAUCCCAUCCUCAGAAAUUCACAAUAACACGUCUGUUAUUCAAAAAGAAAAAAACAUUUCUUAUUACGUUCUACCAGUAAGAUGUUUUUAAGUUCACAUUUUCUUACACUGUGCAGCAAACAAAGGUUUAUUAAGGUAUGAAAAUGGGGUCACCCCUUUUUGUUUCAGCACUUUUUUCUGGAGAAUAUUGGCUUGUAUAAUUUUUUAUAGCUCACAGGAUGGAAGCUGACUUCAGGAAACGAACGAUCAUCCAGAAAACUAAAUAUACCAUCUUUGACUUUUUUUAAUUAGUUCACAUAAAUUGAUCCAUUCCUGUCUUGAUUCAGUAUAUAAAGAGAUAUAAAAAUCUCACACAAAUGAAACCACAUACAAUCAGUUUAGUGUUUGAAAGUUCAACUUUUAGUAUGCUCUUCACAUCAAAUAUGUUCAGAUGUGUCUGAAACUGACUGGAUGGUAGUUGAUUAAAAAUCAAAUUAGAGAUGUACACUCAAAUGAAAUCUUAAGACCAAAAAGUACAAGUAUUCACAUUUUGUGCUGGUGAAUCAUAACCAGGUUAAAGUAGAGCUUUAAAGUGAGAAAAGAAAUGGAAGCAAGAAACAAAAGUUAGAGAAGCCAAUUUAUUUAAAAGAAAAAAUGGAUUUUCUAGUCAUUUAGUAGAAGCUGUUCUCCAAAGCGACUUAAUCUGAAAGUAAGAAAUCAGCUGAUCAAAAGUCGAAGAUCAACACUGUAAAAAGUCUAAAUCUGCACAAACAUCUGGCUUUUAUGACAUUUUCUUUCAAGCAAUCACAAGGUGCAUCACUUCCAAGUUUGGACAGAGCAAAACAGUCAUUUUAAAUUUCUUUAAAGAUCCUGAUGGUUAUAGAACAAAAAGUCUCCAACGUCCGUCUUUUGGAGCAGCUUGUGUGUGAAUGGCAAGAGAAGUUUCCAUGGACAUGAGUUUCAGACGGUGGAUGCCCCAAGUGGAGCACCUUCACCACAUGGAGCAACAUUCUCACCCAACAUUCGUAUUGAACGCACCUGAACCGAUUUUCAGAGUGAGCAGCAACAAUAAUGGAGCUACUCGCAUUAGUGCUUUUUUGACGUUUAUAGUUCUUUUUUGAUUAGUUUUUUUUUUACGAUGAUCUUAAACUUUUCAUCAGCUGAUAAAAGUUUGAGUUUAAAUGCAGUUUUCAUUAAAUUGAUUACUCUAUUUUUCAUCUCUUUCUCCUGUUUCACCUUCAAGGAUUUUAAAGCUCUACUUGCAGCUUGAAAUAGGAUAACUUGUACUUUUUCCCUUGAUCUUAAAGAGUUUUUUCAGGAGUGUAACACCUCUUGGAUUUAUAGGAAAAACUCUCAGUGCCUCUCAGUUCUUAUUAUAUUUAGUAACAGUAACACUGUUCCUUCUGUAAUGGUUAUUCCAUGUGGCCUUUUUAGUUUAGAAGCAUAUUUUUCUUUCGUUCUUUAUAUCCACAUCAGUAGAGUUGCGGUAUAUAUUAAAUGCUAACCCCUGGGGUUGCAUUGUAUUGGAAUAUUUUAAAAUACAGCUCAAACAUGACUAAAAGGGUUACAGCUUUUAUUUCCUCUGCUCCAUACAUAAUUAACCUGUGGGUACCCCUACUGGUGCCAUUAUCUUCUCCUUUAAGGCGAUGGCCCUGUAUCAUUUUGUUGUUUUACUUCCUUUCACUGGAGUUAGAAUUUUAGUAAGCUAUAGAGAAAUUAUAAAUACUUCUAUUGCGUAUGCAAUAUGUAUGGUUCUUUAAAUGAGGCUUUUCUCAGCCAUACAAACAUCUGGAGUCAUUCCUGGUACCUUCAUGAGUAGAUGGGAGUUCUUACAGGUAAUUUAACAAAAAAAAAUAUUAAUCUAAAUUAGUUGUCAGGGAGUGGAUGCAUCUGAUUUGAUGAUUACUUGAAUCUGUUUGAUCAUUUUAGCCACGUUUUGUCUCAGACCAAUAUAAAACCUUUCUUACCUUAAGUUACACAAGGCCAAUUCAUGUUGCCGAAUCUCUUUAAGCAUAAUAAAAUAUUUUGUCACCACUGUAAAUGAAAUGUUAUUGCUGCUGUCUGAAAUUCUUUCCUGAUGGUCUUUCACUAAGACCAGGCCCAAAGAUGAUGGGAUGUCUUCUGUUAUGUGGAAAACCUGCUGUGUUGCCAUUGAGUAUUAAAAAGAAAGUUCAUCUUAUUUCUUCGGUUGUGGGACAAAUGACUUGUGACAGAAGUGUGAUGGAAUUGAAAUGUAGUGUUGAGUGUAAUCAGUUUGAAAUGGUUAAUUAAAAAAGAGAAAAAAUAUGUUUUGGAGUCUAAGAUUUAAAAUGAGAUUUUUUUCAUAUUUGUGUACUUCCAACAUCUGUGAUUGCAUUUUUAUUUGUAUUAAGUAUUUUCACCUUUAAUAUUCAUGCCAGUAGCUUAAAUAUCAGUUUAAGCCCUUUUAUCUUGUUUGGGAGUUUUAUAUCAACUCUAAAAGGGACUAAAUCAUGUAGAACAAACACCUAAAAUAUGACAAAGAAAAAUGUUGUCAUUGGCACAAUCAACAUGUUGCCCUGUUACAAUUGUGAAGUCUACGUGGUGAGCCUUAUUACACCAUUAAACUGUAAUGUUCUUUAAUAUCUGUAAACUCAUCUUUCCAACUUAAAACAAAACCUGACAUAUUAGUCACUAGUUGACGAAAAUGCAGCAAUACCUGGUUUCCUUUUGAUUUCUCUACAGAUUGAAGCUGACCUCAAGGUAAUUUACAUUUAAUCAAAAUCAGGCAUUAUAUUACUGCAAUUCACAGGUUAAACAAACACUUGUAAAUGAGAAAGCCACGAAGACAAAAUCAGUAGUCCACAUUUUAGCACCAAGUCAAAAAAGCUUUAUUAAAAUCCAACUACACUUCAAAAACCCAGAACAAGCACUUUGAGAACAGCAACUGACUCCCAACAC
Melanotaenia boesemani (Boeseman's rainbowfish) is the source of this 7863-nucleotide messenger RNA. RefSeq names its product zinc finger MYM-type protein 4-like. Lineage: Eukaryota; Metazoa; Chordata; Actinopteri; Atheriniformes; Melanotaeniidae. The transcript has 30 exons. Gene Ontology annotation, molecular function: zinc ion binding. The coding region runs from base 207 to 4838 and encodes 1543 amino acids. The record is from RefSeq and is a predicted model, not a curated record.